Hippocampus zosterae (dwarf seahorse) is the source of this 8652-nucleotide messenger RNA. RefSeq names its product periaxin (gene prx). The record is from RefSeq and is a predicted model, not a curated record. Gene Ontology annotation, biological process: regulation of RNA splicing. The coding region runs from base 451 to 6687 and encodes 2078 amino acids. Gene Ontology annotation, cellular component: costamere; nucleus; cytoplasm. NCBI's taxonomy places the organism in Eukaryota, Metazoa, Chordata, Actinopteri, Syngnathiformes, Syngnathidae. Gene Ontology annotation, molecular function: protein binding. The transcript is spliced from 17 exons.
UGGUCCUGUGUCGGGUCGAGGUUUUCAGUGAGGGGAGCCACGGGUGGGCUGGUGACGAGGGAUGAACGUUUUUGACAGAGAGCGGGACAAUUUUAAGAAAUACCACCAACAAGAGUGAGAGACUGAAAGGUCUUAGGGCGGGAAGAAGACUGAAGCUCUGAAGGGAGACCCUGUCAAGGCUGAUAGGAAGACUCUGACAGAGAAGGCGACGACGGCCAUGUUCACAGCGCCAGCAGAGAUCACGCCGUGAAAGAUAAGAAGCGUUCUCCCCCUUCAAGCAGACCCCCCGCUGGCCCACAACGCAACCCUCACCACAGCGCAUCUGCAGAGGAACGCGAGAGUCCCGAAAGAGUGGAGCAGAAGGAGAAGCUCCAUGCGGAGUUGAAAAAGGUGCUGAGUCAGAAGAGAAGUCACCUUCGAGCAUCCACCUGCCAACUGGCCCAAUCGGCGAUGGACCCGGAACCUUCUAACGAGCAGACAGACCAGACCACGGUGGAAGCCGCGGAGCCUCCGGUGGAGAUCGUGGUGGAGACUGAGGCGGAGGCUGGAGCUAGUGGCUAUAGCGUGACCGGCGGUGGAGAGCGAGGCAUCUUCAUCAAAGACGUCCUCAAGGACUCACCAGCUGCCAAACAUCUCAGCCUGCAGCAAGGUGAUCAGCUGCUGAGCGCCAAGGUCUAUUUUGACAAUGUGCGUUAUGAAGAUGCUCUGAAGAUCCUCCAGUGCGCUGAGCCCUACAAAGUCAGCUUCCUGGUCAAGAGGACGGUCCAGGGGGAGGAGGUCUGCGUGCGGCCCCGCCUGCCCAGUGUGGACAUCAAAGGUCCCAAAGCCAAGAUGACCAAAAUGAGCGUGAAGGCGAUCAAGCCAUUCAAGGCCAAGAAGAAGAGAGGCGGUCGCUUUGGUCUGAAGAGGCUCAAGGAGAAACGGCGCGAGGAGCUGGUGAUCGAGGGAACGCCACCCCGGCUGGAGAUGAGCGAUGUGGACGUUGAAUUUUGCCUCCCCAGGUUCAAACCCAGGCGGAGCGACCAAGUGAAGGCAGAAGGAGGUGCUGCAGCAAAGCCAAAGAGGAAAAUCAGGUUUCCUCGGAUGAAGAUAAAAAGUCAUGGGGGAAAAGAGGACAGCGGAGGACUGAAAGCAAAGGUGAAGGUCUCCCCGGCUGAGAUUCCAGGAGUCAAAGCGAAAGCCAAAGGAAAAGGUCACAAGUUUGAAAUUAGCUUUCCCAAGAGUAAGGAUACCAAGUCUGGAUCCGUGGAACUGAAGAAGCCGGAUGUCAACAUUCCGUCGCCGUCUGUAGAGUUCAGUUUGCCUGCUGGGAAAGUUGUAGAUGUGGAAAUGGGGGGAGAAUCAUUAAAUUCUCCAGAUGUGGAUUUUGCCCUCCCCUCAUUCAAAGCUGACACAACUUUGCUUGCUCAGAAGGGAAAGGUGGGAAUUAAAGGUCCAAAAGUUGAAGUAAGAGGCGAUGACGCCAAAGUUAUGAAGGGAAAAGUUGAUGUUGAAACAGGCAAAGGUGAUGGAAAACUGCAAAUGCCAAACUUGAAACUCCCCAAAAUGAGACUGGUGGGUGAUUUGGAUGAGACCGAUGACAAAAUGAAGGUCAAAGCAGGAGGAGAAAUCAGUGUUCCAACUGUGGAAAUAAAGGGGGGAAGUAGUACUGUUCUCCCUGAAGCACAUGUCAACAAAGGAGGGAUUUUAGAAAAUGUUCCAUCUGUGCCUUCGGUCGACAUCUCUUUUCCCAAAGUCAAAGGAACAUCAAAUAUGGAUAUAAAGACAACAAUAAGGAAGCCUGGAAUGGACUUCUCUGUGUCAGAUGUGGACUUCAAUGUUGAGAGAAUUCCAGAUGAGGUGGAGGGCUCUUUUAAAGGACCUGAAAUUUCCAUGCCAAAACUUGAUUUCUCUUUGCCAAAGAUAGGAGUGUCUGACAAGGAUGUGGCUAGUGCAGGAAGUGAAGGGAAAUUCUGUCCUCCUUCAGCUGAGGUUGGAGUAGACAUGAGCCAUUAUAUUGGUGGAGAUGGGAAGUUCACCCUACCUAAUUUUAAUGUAUCUCAAUCACAAAAAGGUAAUCUGACAGGACCGGGUGUUGAAGGAGAAUUCAAGUUGCCUAGUGUGGACCUGACGCUUCCCAAAGGCAAAGAUGUGGACCCCGAGAUGCCAGAUGUUAACAUUUCUUUACCAAAGAUCAGUCUUCCAGAGGGUGGUAUCAAGCUAAAAGGCACGGACUUCAAGGAGGGGAAAAUGGAUUUUCCAGACAUUGAUGUUUCACUUCCCAAAGGAAAACUUGAAGGUGGACUAGAGCUUGAAGGCCCUGAUAUCAAGGGAGGAAAAUUCAAAAUGCCAACAUUUGAUGUUUCUUUACCUAAAGUCAAUCUUCCAGAGAGUGGUGUUAAACUAAAAGGUCCAGAACUCAAGGGAGGGAAAAUGGAAAUUCCAGACCUCAAUGUCUCACUCCCCAGAGGAAAGGUUGAAGGUGGCGUUGAAGUUCAAGGCCCUGAUGUCAAAGGAGGAAAGUUCAAAAUGCCAACGUUGGAUGUGUCUUUACCAAAAGUCAAUCUUCCGGAGGGUGAUGUGAAACUCAAAGGUCCAGAGCUCAAGGGAGGGAAGAUGGAAAUGCCAGACAUUGAUGUCUCACUUCCCAAAGGAAAAUUUGAAGGUGGCGUUGAGGUUCAAGGCCCUGAUGUCAAAGGAGGAAAGUUCAAAAUGCCAACGUUGGAUGUUUCUUUACCGAAAGUCAAUCUUCCAGAAGGUGGUGUGAAACUAAAAGGUCCAGAACUCCAGGGAGUGAAGAUAGAAAUGCCAGACAUUGAUGUCUCACUUCCCAGAGGAAUGGUUGAAGGUGGUGUUGAGGUUCAAGGCCCUGAUGUCAAAGGAGGAAAGUUCAAAAUGACAACGUUUGACAUUUCUUUACCAAAAGUCAAUCUUCCAGAGGGUGGUGCCACACUGAAAGGUCCAGAACUCAAGGGAGGGAAGAUAGAAAUGCCAGACAUAGAUGUCUCACUUCCCAAAGGAAAAUUUGAAGGUGGCGUUGACGUUCAAGGCCCUGAUGUCAAAGGUGGAAAGUUCAAAAUGCCAACAUUGGACGUUUCUUUCCCAAAAGUCGAUCUUCCACAGGGUGGUGCCAAACUGAAAGGUCCAGAGCUCAAGGGAGGGAGGAUGGAAAUGCCAGACAUUGACGUCUCACUUCCCAAAGGAAAAUUUGAAGGUGGCGUUGAGGUUCAAGGCCCUGAUGUCAAAGGAGGAAAGUUCAAAAUGCCAACGCUGGAUGUUUCUUUACCAAAAGUCAAUCUUCCGGAGGGUGGUGUCAAACUAAAAGGUCCAGAGCUCAAGGGGGGAAAGAUGGAAGGACCAGAUGUUGAUGUCUCACUUCCCAAAGUUGAGGCAGAUUUUGAUAUUGAAGCCCCAAAAGUCAAAGGAGGAAAGUUCAAAAUGCCAACGCUGGAUGUUUCUUUACCAAAUGUCACUCUUCCAGAAGGUGGUGUCAAACUAAAAGGUCCAGAGCUCAAGGGAGGGAGGAUGGAAAUGCCAGACAUUGACGUCUCACUUCCCAAAGGAAAAUUUGAAGGUGGCGUUGAGGUUCAAGGCCCUGAUGUCAAAGGAGGAAAGUUCAAAAUGCCAACGCUGGAUGUUUCUUUACCAAAAGUCAAUCUUCCGGAGGGUGGUGUCAAACUAAAAGGUCCAGAACUCAAGGGACGGAAAAUGGAAAUUCCAAACAUCGAUGUCUCACUUUCCAAAGGAAAAGUUGAGGGGCAUGUUGACAUUGAAGGCCAAGAUCUCAAAGGAGGGAAGUUGAAAGUGCCAACAUUGGAUGUUUCUUUACCAGAAGUAAAAGGUCCAAACCUUGAAGGAAGUAAGCUUGAUAUUCCAGACAUUGAUGUGUGUCUUCCCAAAGGAAAAGCAAGGGGAGAAAUUGGAAUUGAAGGACAUGUUGACAAAGGAGGAAAGUUCCAUAUGCCCUCUGUGGAUAUUUAUCUUCCUAAAAUGAAAACAAAAGGUCCUGACAUAGACAUUCAAAGUCCUGACAUUAAAGUUGGAGAAGUCACCAUGCCAGCGGUUGAUGUUUCCCUUCCGAAAAUUAAAUCCCCAGAAGUAGAUGUCAGUUUGGAAGGUCCUGAUGUAAAAGGCGGGAAAGUUGCCAUCCCAGCAAUGACUGGACUGACAGGAGAAGGUGCAGGUUCAGGCUCUUUUAAACAUGGGACAGUCAAACUUCCAACGGUUGACAUUUCAGCUCCGAAGGUGGAUAUUGACUUUGGCCUCCCUAAACCAAAAGGUGACGAUGUGAAAGUGGCGCUUCUGAAACCAGAGGGAAGCAGGCCUUCUUCUGGGGGAAGUUUUGAUUCGCCCAAUGUUUCUUUCAAAGUCCCUAGUUUUACACUUCCCAGGUUUGGUGGCAAGUCCAAGAGUGGCCAAUUGGAGGUGUCGGGACAAAGCUCAGAGGUCAACAUUUCUCUCGGGGAGCCAUCCGUGGAGUCGGGUUUGGAGAAUAAAGUGACAAGCAAAAAAGUGAAACUCAAAAAGCCCUUCAUUGGAAUACCCAAAAUGGAUGCAGAUGCGUCUGUGUCUUGUCCUGAAUUAGAUGUCAAUGUUAAAAAGGGGGACAUUGACAUUCCUCAACCAGAUACUAGUGUUGAUGUAGAAAGGAAAGGUCGUUUCAAUGCACCCGAUGUCACGAUCAAACUCCCAAAGUUCUCCAUGCCAGGAUUUGCUUCAAAAGAUGGAGAUUUGGGAAAGCCAAGCGGUGACCUUGAAGCUAAGGCCAAGGCCAAGAUACCCUCAGUUGAGCUAUCACUUUCCGCCACUAAAUCACCAGAAAAGGAGGUUCUUCUUCCCAAUGCAGAGGUGGAUGUAUUGGAGUGUGACAUCCGAACCUAUGAGGGAGGAAUUCCCAAAAAGCCUGCUAUUGAUGUGAAUGUGCCCAAAGUAGACCUGGCUGUGCCACUUCCCAAAAUAAAACUUGAGUCUAGUUAUGAGAGAGAAGGAACAAAAUUCAAAAUUCCUCAUGUGGACUUAUCCUUGCCAAAAGGAAAAGUUGACAGCAUGCCAAAAGGCAAACCUUUAAAUAUUGAAACACCAGAAGUUGAACUCAAAAUGCAGUCAGUAGACGUGUCCUUUCCCAAAGCACCAGAUGCUGACUUCCAUGGACAUGGACAAGGUGACUUUAAGACACCACAUGCAACCACUGACCUCCCAGAUGCGACAAUCCAAAGGAUAGACAUAUCCAUCCGCAAAGACAAAAGUGAUGUGCAUGCAAAGGGAGAGCAAACGGGUCUGAAACUGAAGAUGCCAAGCCUGGAUAUCGCAUGUCCAAAAGGAGACCUGGAGCUGGAUAUGCGACUUCGGAAAGGAGACACCAAGGGGUUAGAAUGUCAUGGAGAAACCAACAGCAAAGUCAAAGGGCCCAAAGUCAAGGGAACAAAAUUCAAUAUCGGAAUGCCCAAAAAGAAAACUGGUGUUAGUGUAAAAUCUGAGCAUGAAAUUGAAAAUAUUGAACCUGGUCUGACAUCCACAAUUCAGAACGGACACAAAGAGGGAAAUAUGAACAUCCAAAUGCCAUGCGUUACGUUACCAAGUGUAAGUGUGAAAAGCAAAGAAGACUCAGAAGAAAGUGGCCUCCCGUCAUCAUGUACUGCAAUCCCCAGGAUUCCGGACAUAGACUUUGAUAUCGGUACAGCACAAGAUGAAGAAGACGACAAAUUAGGCAAGAAGAUAAAAAUCCCCAAAUUUGGUGUCCCACUCCCGUCCCUGUCCUCCCGGGAAGGAAGAAUGGAGAUCCGAGGACCGGAGACCAAAUAUGAAGGCCCCAAAGUGAAGAAAGCAGUUUUUGUUUUAGUAAAUCCAUCCCAAAGAGAUGAGGUGACUUUAAAUACAGGUGACGCCAAGGUGAAGAUUCCCAAAUUUCAAACAAACACCAUAGAAACAUCUGUUAGCACACCUGGAAUGUCAGUGUGCACCAGCCAACUAAGGUCAACUGACGACACACUCAAGCCAGAAGCUCCAAGUUCAAAGUUCCACUUUGAAACAGAUGCACGACUUCACAGGGGCUUCAAAGAUGAAGGAGUGGCAGCUAGUGGAAAAGUCAAACUUCCAAAGGUGGAAUUCACUUCUCCUUAUGGAAAGAAAGCUGCAGGUGACGCCAGCUUGGAAAUCGCAACCAGACUGGGCAAACCUUCAUCAUCAGGGGAAGCUCCUAAAGGGCUCCAGAUAAAACCAGGCAAUGUUUCAUUUGAAGGUUUUGUUGAUGAGUCCUCAAAGGACGUCGUCACACAACACUCCAGAACACAAAUGCUGCAUCAGGACAGCUCGGCAUCUCCAGCUUCUUUUACCAUGGAAUUCAGCUCAUCAAAAGUCCAAACCUGGAGCAAAGGAGACAUCAAAGGAGACCCCCAGGGGAUAGAGGCCCCCCCCUGGUUCAAGGUCCCAAAGUUCACCCUGAAACCUCACUCCACAGGGUUCCUCCAGAUCACGCCGGAGGGGUCUCCCCAGGCACAGCGGCGAGGGGAGCUGGGAGGUGAAGCCAACAUGUUGGGCUCCUUCUGCCAGCACUCCUCUGGCAUCACCACACGCGAAGUGUCCACCCCAGGGGGGGGAGGCUCAGUUACUGUGGUCACCAAGACCACCAGGACGAAGCGGCACUCCACGCCUGCCGAGACCUCAGCGGGUGUUUCGGUGGCAACCACUCAUCCACCGUCAGACCUCUGAGGAGCCAGACACGCCUGCAAAAUGAAAGCCGUUGUUUUGGUAAAUGCAGAUGCAACCCAACUUACGAACGAGUUACGUUCACGUAGGCUGUAUCUUAAACUGUUUGUAAAUCGUUAUUUUGCCAUUUUUCUAUUCUCACUAAGUUUUACAUUGUGCCUGUUCUUUCUUGAGCCGUUCGUUGGAAACCUAGUCAAGACAGUGUCAGUAGUCAACGGUUUGUUCUUGUACAACACGCGAUAGGUGGGAAAAUAAAACUUUUCGAAUCAGUUUUACCCCUUUUGAAGGCUUUAAACACAUUCACACUUAUUAAAACGCACUUAAAUUAAAAUACUUUUUUAAAAUUCCUUAGCAUUGUUCUCACUUUUGUUGCCAAGAAAUGAGAGAUCGUGUAGGAUCACUUUGAGGAAAUGAAGACAAGACUCUUGCUUGCAGUUUUCCAAAUAAAGGGCAAAGUGUAGUUGCUUUAAGCUAUUUAUGUUUCUUUCCUAGUUGAAGUUUAAAACUGACACGAAAAAUAAAAAGAAUUAAAUAAUGCAUGUUUAUUCAACAAAAUGUUCAGCCCAAUUAUAUACAGUAUAAUUGUAUCGAAAGUCCACUGGCCUAAUGCUAAAAUAUAAUGUGAAACGCCAAACGUGAUCACGAAAAUUAGCGAUGCUACUGUAAUAAUCAACAUUUUAAAAAUUUUAACUUUAACUCACACGGAGCAGCAACACAAUCAAGCAUGGCUUACAGCAUAUGCAGAAAGUAUCUUGACACAUAGUUCUGUUCGGACUUGGAUGUGUUCUGGAAAAAAAAACAUUAAAAAAAUUUCAUACCAUUAAAAAUCUUAGGGUUAAGUUUAAAAAAAGGGUUGUUUUUAGACUAACGGAAUUUUUCAUAAUUUUCUCAUGAAAGCAAAUGUAAUGUUCGUAAUUAGGGGAGUGUCUCUAUUCAUGUGAUGAACACUCAAUCAAGCACCAUUCAUUCGUAACAGAGUAAGAUAUAUUUAGUUUUUCCAUUUUUCGUUGUGCUAUUUUUUUAGAAACUGCAUCUCCAAGUGUGUUAGUGUAGUUUGAGUUAUUUUCAACAUUAAACACGCAAUGUCAAAGGAGAUUUAUUGUGAAGCGAUUUCAUUGUAGUUGUAGUUACAUUUGACAGUACUGCCAGAGGAUGAUGUAAAUACAAGUAUGUCCCUUGUGGACGUAGGUCAUUCAUUACUAUUUUUACAAUAUCCUACAGAGUAGCAACAGGAAUGUUUUUGUCACAUUUGGUUUGUGUGUCUUUGGGGUUUAUUUGAGAUUGUUACACAUUUUUGUAUUUUUAGCUUGUUAGUCAUGUCGUAAACAUUUUUUUUUUGGUCAUUUGUGUGGAUCAUACCUGUAAACUUCCAACUGGUGGUCAAUCAGGCAGACCGAAAUGCUGCUGUUUUAGUUCAUAUUUUUAUUUUUCAUGCAUCUCAAGUGAGGAAUAUGUGGCUCAAUUUAAAUUAUUCUUCUAAUAUCUAAACUAUUUGGACACAGUUAUCAACUCCUUUGCGUGGGAUAAGCAGUAUAGAUAAGAAAUUAAUGGCUGGUCAUCUAUGUCGUGAAUAUAAACCUCACCAUCAUAUUAACUAAGAAUAGUGUGUCUGAUAGAGUAAAAAUUACUGUUUUUAAGACAUUACAAUCUGUAAAAAUAGAAAAAUGCAGCACGACAACCCGUCAUCACAUUUCGAAUGCGAUAUUUGAGAAUGUAUAAAUUUACGUUUUUGACUUUGAUUGCUGUGCCUGUUUUGCAAGUGAAAGUUACGUUUUAUUUGACAUUUUUCAAAUGCUGGAUAAAGAUUGUAUGUCUGUGCACACCGAGAUGUUUGUGGAGAAACUUUGACUUUUCUGGUUUGAAUGAGUAUAUGUAUUUGUUCAGUGCUACAGUAUACAGUUGUCACACCUGCAUUGGAGAGAUUGUUGGUGAAGAUAUUACAUAAAUAAAUUAAUAUAUUCACACAGA